This is a messenger RNA of Lachancea meyersii CBS 8951, 1392 nucleotides long. NCBI's taxonomy places the organism in Eukaryota, Fungi, Ascomycota, Saccharomycetes, Saccharomycetales, Saccharomycetaceae. The record is from the annotation of a GenBank genome assembly.
AUGAGUAAUUCUGAGCUUUUGGACGAUUUAAACGACGAUUUUGGAAGUGAUGUUGAAAGCGAGGUUGAAGUAGACAACGUCUGCGAUUCGUUUGGCGGGUUGGAGCGUUUUUUGAUGGAGUACAAACCCAUUUUGUUGGACGAGAUUAACCCUGAAAACAUCGGGAACGUUUCACAGAUAUUUGAACAUAGGGAGCUCUUCGAGAAUUUGAUGCAAGAAACGGCCGAUAGCUCAUCUGCUCUGUUGCUGAGUAAAACACAGCCGUUGGUUCAACAGGAUAUUGACUCGUUGCACGCAUUUCUGAGAGGAGUUUACGAAGAGACUUUUCCUGAGCUGCAGUCCAUUGUAACGUCGGCUGAAACCUACGCUCGUGUCAUCAAGAUUUUGGAACAUUCGCAGGGUGUUCCAGACACUGAACAACUUCAAGAGGUUGUUAGCCGAGAACAAAUGCUUGUUUUGUCAAUGGCUAUACAAACAGGCUACAAAAACCCCAGAUCGCAGUCGAGCGACCAGUCAUUUGCACUUGCCAGAAGUAUCGAAGUGCUUUUAGAGCUUUGCAAUCUACAGCAGAGGAUAAAAAAUUUUGUGGCCUCGCUGAUUUCGCAAACAGCACCCAAUCUGUGUGCCCUUGUAGGUUCAGAGACAGCUGCUGCCCUGAUAGAUACAGCGGGUGGGAUUCAAACGUUGAGUGAGACACCGAGCUGCAAUAUUGCCUCCAUGGGUAAAAGCAGGUUUGUGGGACACAAGUCAGCCGUCGACCAAAGCGGUGUGAGACAAAAAGGGUUCGUUUUCCAUUGUCCCUUGGUCUCAGAACAGCCGGUCGCGGUGCGAAAACAGGCGCUCAAAAUGACGUGCGCUAAGGUUUCGCUUUGUGCGCGAGUCGACACCUCGAAAUCGAGCCAAGACGGCAGUCUGGGAUCGGAAUGGCGAAAGGACAUUUUACACAAGCUUCAAAACAUACAAGAACCGCCCAAGCUUUCCAAUGUCAAAGCCCUGCCUAUUCCCGAGGACAAACCCAAGAAAAAGCGCGCUGGUCGCAGAUUCCGCAAAUACAAAGAACAGUUCCAAUUAUCUCAUGCUCGGCAACUACAAAACAGAAUGGAAUUCGGCAAGCAGGAAUCAUCUGUUGUCGAUAUUUUCGGAGAGGAAGUUGGCAUGGGUAUGGCGAGCACACUGCGAGCUCCAAAUUCGGCGCCUACCAAAAGAACUGCCAAGCUCAGAGCCACAAUGCAACGAAGGCUCGCUGCAGUGAAUCAAGAUACGCAUAACUUUUUCGCCACGGGCUACGAUCAAUCGAACGUAUUGAAAGCACCCAGUGAUGAGUCUACAAAUAACACCAAGACACAAGACAAAAAUACAAAAAGAAGACAAACACAGGCGAGUGGUACAUGA